UAAACGAAUUGCUUUUCCCGUUCAGGGUGCUCGAAUAAACCGCAACGCCGUUUUAUCAAGUAAAUAGAUACGUGGAUACAGAUAUCAGUCAGAGCUUUGUCGCCUUGCAUUUGCACUGACGUUGAUCAAAGUCCGACGACGGAUCGAAGCGUCUCGAUUCGAGUGGAAAGCCUGCUCCGGGUUUUCUAUUACCAUGGAGAACGCGAACCGAGCUUUUCAUGCACGUGCGACAUGGACUUUUUGAGAGUGCUGGCUGUGCCAACAGUUGUUUCACCGUCCAAUCUCUACAUCGUUAUCAGUCGGUAUUAUUAACUGGUCUGGACUCCUGCCGGAGUAACCAUGGGAGGCGCCAAUGUAGAAUUUAAUGUAGUCCGCGAAGUUAUUAAUUAAUUUCGGACGAUACGCUUCGAGUGUAAUCAAAACUCGACUCAAGUUAGCAUGGGCGAAGUGGUACGGAAAGGCCAGUUAUCCUUUGCCUUACCAGACCUCAAGCUGAACCCUCGGCACUAUUGAGUAGGCAAUAUGGGUGCACGACUACUGCCAAACACGAUCCUAAAUUCGUUCGGAAUGGAGCAAGAAUUGAUGAAUUCAUGGAUCGAGUUUCCACGGAAGAUACUAGAAGACGCAUAGCACAAUUCGGAAUUUGACGUUCUUGAAGUUUUUCCAAUUCGUAAUUUCAACCCUGCCCCGAUGAAAUCGCGGUGAACUCUGCGCAACACUUGACAGAACAAUUAUCCAUUCAAUUACCUUGAUUGUUAGUUGAGACGACGUGUCAGGUUCCAGAACGAAACAUCCAUAUGUAACACACCACUGUAUUCAGAAGUUUGCUACCUACUUGUGCAGUUCAAAUCUGGAAUUGAUCUGUAGAUAGUACAACGAUUUCUUCCAUCACAAACGGAUCCUGAGAUACCUAAGAAUCACAAUCUAAAGUUCGAGUUUCAAUAGAUAUACGUGGUUCCUUUCGAAAAUCACGAUAACACUUUUCCUGGAUGUCUGGACCCAUGAGAUUCAUCGGCACGAAUUGCAAGAAGCAAAAAUCAUCCAGAUGUCUGGAACGUGAGUGGAUAUCGCUGAAUGCACAGGCGAUCUCAGUGAAGGUGGUGAUGAUCCACAUUUUCAAAUUCUGGUAUAAUCUCAGCACUUUUGCGGGGUUCAAAGUUCGCCGUGAUGAGUCCUCAGCUUUCCUUUCUACGUGGACAUAAGCCCAGAAUAGCUUCAAGUGUAACCCGAGAACCAAGCAAGUGCCAGAAUGUUCAUUUGAAAAUCAAAAGGAGCGAACACAAGGAGAGUCCACAGCCUAUGGCAUGGCCCCGAGUGACGUCAGCCUCGCACUUGUACUUGCUGCGUUCCUUCACUCCACAUUCGGUCAACUGAUGCCGAUGGCGGAGAUCCAGCCGGAAUUCUUGGCACCACUUGAAAAUCACACCGUGACGCAAGGCCGGGACGUGUCGUUCACCUGCGUUGUCAAUCAUCUUCAGUCUUACAAGGUUGCCUGGAUAAAGUCGGACUCGAGGGCGAUUUUGGCCAUUCACACGCACAUGGUGGCCCAUAAUCCACGGCUCUCAGUAACCCACAAUGGUCACAACACGUGGAAACUCCACGUGGCUAAUGUCCAGCGAAACGACUCUGGAACUUACAUGUGUCAAGUCAAUACUGACCCGAUGCGCAGCCAGAUGGGGUACAUGGAGGUCGUGAUUCCGCCCGAUAUAAUGGACCUCGACGACUCGACGGACGGCCUAACUACCGAGGAGGGAGGCAGCGUGCGACUCAGGUGCCGAGCUACCGGAACUCCGACACCGGAUGUCACCUGGCGUCGAGAGGACGGUCGCAACAUCGUAUUGCGCAACGAGCACGGCAUCAAGCGGGCGGUAAAAAGUACCGAGGGUGAGCAACUGCACCUAAUCGGCAUAUUGCGGCAGGAGAUGGGCUCGUACCUCUGCAUCGCUUCGAACGGUGUACCGCCUUCGGUCAGCAAACGAUAUUCGGUACGCGUGCACUUCCGACCGCUGAUCAAAGUCGCUAGUCAGCUCGUAGCCGCCCCGGCAAACAGCGACGUGGUCAUUCAAUGCUACGUCGAAGCUUCUCCGAAAGCCAUGAACUCCUGGUACAAGGAUACAGGUGAAAAAAUCCUCCCAAGUAGCAAGUACCUCAUGUCGGAGGUGGCGACCAGCGAUUACUCCUAUCAGCUUAAUAUGACCGUUCGAAGGCUCGAGAAAUCAGACUUUGGAAGCUACGAGUGCUCCUCGGAAAACGCCUUUGGCAAAGCUGACGGCGCUGUGCGGCUCCAAGAGCUGCACAUUGUGACGAAGACGACGCUCCCGUCGGUCCGGGAUUCCGAGCCGAGUAACAAGUCCCGAAAAAAAUCGCCAACGUUGAAAUUGAACAAGAAGAUACGACCCAGAUUGUCGGCCGAAGCUGGUGUCGAGGACCUAGACGAGUCAUCGAUGGACUUCGGAAAAGGUGGAGAAACGCAUCCGACGGUUAUUUCCUCCAAGUCUGGCCGCGGCGACGAUGCUCGAGGGGUCCCAAGGCCCCCGAUUGGUCCCCCUCAGGCCCCAGCACCUGCGCCUGCGCACUCGCCGCCGACGGAGGUGGCGCUGUUUAACGAGGGUUCUGCGACGCGACGCAACUGUCGGGUCGAAGCCCUGACGAUGACGGUAAUCGCCGUCGCGCUGAUACCCCGCCUAAUUUACUAGAUGCAAGGGGGGGAUCUAUACCCCCGUCGAAUUAUUGCUCGCGUGUAGGAUCGUGAAAUUCAGCG
Messenger RNA from Neodiprion virginianus, 2761 nucleotides. RefSeq names its product lachesin-like. Lineage: Eukaryota; Metazoa; Arthropoda; Insecta; Hymenoptera; Diprionidae. The transcript has 13 exons. Gene Ontology annotation, cellular component: neuron projection. Bases 1305 to 2696 code for a protein of 463 amino acids. The record is from RefSeq and is a predicted model, not a curated record.